GCACCAUUAAUUUGCAUGCUCUAACAACUCUCAGUUACAGAGAAAAACAUUUUUUUCCUUCUAUUCUGCUUUUGAAGAAAAGAAGUUACUUUUCAUAUCAGUAUGAGUGAAGCAGAUUCAGUUUCAGCAUAUGAUAUGAUUGCAAGUUGGCUUAUAAGUCCCUCCUGCAUAUUCCUAUUCUUAAACCUUGUCAUCGGCACCAUUGCUAUUACCUCUCGUUUCGCCGCUCAAAGAAAAAAUCUACCCGACUCGUCGCAACAACUAGUCCCUCCCACGUCGUCGUUUUUUGAACGAGUGACGUCGUUUGGACUAGGUUGCUGUAAAUUCAAACCACCAGCAACAUUGGUGGAAAGUCAGAUCGAGGUUGUUCAAAAUCAAGACAUGAACCAACUCGACCAGACUGUAUUGGACCAGACCAAAUCGAUUGACACGGAUGUUUGUGAAACAGAAAUGAAUGAAGGUAGGGAUAACUUGAUUGGGAAUCCGCUACCAAGAGCUCCGUCGCUCUUGGAACGGCUUAUGUCGGGGAAUUUUGGCCGGUUGAAGUCUGUAAAGGUGGAGGAGGAGAAGAAAGUUGGAUCAGAAAUGGAAGAGGAGGAAGUGGAUGCAAAGGCUGAUGAUUUUAUCAAAAGGUUUAAGCAGCAACUUAGGAUGGAAAGGCUUGAUUCCAUUUUACGUUACAGGGAUAUACUUCAUAGACGAUCAUGAGAAUUAUAUAACAUAAUUAAGAAAUUAGUUGGCCUAGUUUGUUGUUUAUAAAAAUGGUGGUAUAUGGCGUUUUGUUAUGCAGGUUGAUAAAGCUUAUGUGCUAGGUUUUUUUUAGAUGUUGAUUAGUUUUAAUUGGAAAUGAUAAUCAUUCAUAUAUACUAUAUGAUUAAUUGCUUUGGAUUAGUGAAAAAUAAUUUUAGUUGCU
Lathyrus oleraceus (garden pea) is the source of this 913-nucleotide messenger RNA. RefSeq lists its product as uncharacterized. The coding region runs from base 103 to 708 and encodes 201 amino acids. The transcript has a single exon. The record is from RefSeq and is a predicted model, not a curated record. NCBI's taxonomy places the organism in Eukaryota, Viridiplantae, Streptophyta, Magnoliopsida, Fabales, Fabaceae.